GCUGCUAGGAUUUCAGAGAGUCAAAAAGUUUAUAAAAUUGCUAUAAACUAAGUAAAUUGUGACAACUUUUAUUAUUGCAAAUAUUUGCAGUGGGCUAAUAUAUAAAAACGGAACAUUAUAAUCGUUAAAAGAUGUCCAGAAAUGUUCGUGCUUGCGUAAAUUUGCGGGUAUACGUCUAGGAGAGAGUGGAACAGAUGACUAGGAGUCAGUACAACUAUGUAUUCUGCCUUGGCCCACACACACCUGUCGGUGACAAAACCGGAUAAAAAGUUAUUCCAGUAAAAUGAUUAAAUAUUUAACUCGUAGAAGAAUGUAUUUUUUAAACAUAUACAUAUUUCUAAAACGCGAGAAAAUUACGAAUAUAAACAUACAUAAACAUAAUACAUGUAGAUUUGUAUAACGUUUUUUUGCAAUAGAAAAAAUGCUGGACAAACAAGUCUAAAAUUGGCUUAAAGCAACCCUGUUAGCCUUCUUUAACAAAUUUUAUCUGUGGAUUUUUAUAUGCUACCAAGCUGUAAGAUUUUAUCGCCUAUUGCGGCAAGAGACGAACUAAUCUUUAGAAGACCGAAAACAAAUGCAAAUUUUAUGCGACAGUAACUGGAAAACUUUGCAAUUUGCAAAUCGCCUAUUUGCUAGCAUUGCUUCAAGACGUCCUAAGUUUGAAAGUUCCUUUUAGACCGGUAACAGUUUUCUAACAACAAAGUGCCGAGAUGUCUAGCACUUCCUCCACAGACGACAGUGGCGAUCUUUUUGACCCACUUGCGGAAGAAUUGCAAAACGUUCAAUCAGUUAUACAUGUUACUCGAGAAAAUAUUGAUGCUCUGAAUGCAAAAUUUGCUAAUCUUCAAGAACCACCUCCGAUGUAUAUCACAGAGUACCAAGAGCUUACUUCAAAAUUACAUGAUCUUUUCGUAAAAGAACACGAACUUAUGGAUCAGCUAAGCUGCCAGCAAGAAGAAUCUAGCCAAGUCGAUCAGCAAAAAAUUCAACUCGAAUAUAGUAAUCAAACACACCAUUACCAGAACCAACAACAACAUGGUCAGAUAGCAUCUACUGAUAUGACGGAUUGUUAUGCUACAAACAGCAACAAUGGCAGCCAAUGCAGUACAUUGACACGUCCGCCAAAGGUAUUGCUGCGUGCUCAUUUACCAAACCAGCAACGAACAUCUGUGGAGGUAGUGCCUGGAGUGCGGUUACGCGAUGCGCUUAUGAAGGCGCUUAAGUUGAGACAAUUGACUCCUGAUAUGUGUGAAGUUACAGCAACAGAUUGCGGGCGUAUUAUCAUUCCGUGGGACACUGACAUAAGUUCUUUGAUGGUGGAAGAAAUUUAUGUGCGGUUAUUGGACAAAUUUCCAAUAAUGACACAUAUUUCGCAUCAAUUCAUAAGAAAGACGUUUUUCUCCUUGGCUUUUUGUGAGGGCUGCCGACGCCUGCUCUUCAGUGGUUUCUACUGCAAUCAAUGUAAUUUCCGGUUUCAUCAAAGAUGUGCUGAUAAAGUACCAACACUAUGCCAACAAUUUCCAAUGGAUAACUACUAUCAACGACUAUUAGCUCAAAACCCAGAAAAUUCUGUUGGUAUUUUACAUCCGGGAAGGAAUGCUGUAUUAGGGCAAGUAAGACAUCCUCGUACUAUAAGUCAGCAGGAUAGAUCAAACUCCGCACCUAACGUUUGUAUAAAUAACAUCCGACCGCUGACGGAAGCACAACGUAGUCUAGUGCAAAACCAUGGCCCUCUACAGCAUCCCAGCAGCGAUCAUUCCAAUUCAACACAAGCAUCUCCUACCGGCACUUUGAAAACCAUAAAGCGACAAAGAGCGCGUUCGGCAGAUGAAAGCAAUAAAAAUCUGUUGUCACCUAGGGAUGGAAAAGGAUCCGAAGAAAAUUGGAAUAUUCAAGCUGAGGAGAUAUUAAUUGGGCCAAGAAUCGGCUCUGGGUCCUUCGGAACAGUGUAUAAGGCUCAUUGGCACGGCCCCGUCGCUGUAAAAACGUUAAAUGUAAAAACGCCUAGUCCUGUUCAGUUGCAGGCAUUCAAAAAUGAAGUGGCAAUGCUUAAGAAAACUCGACAUUGUAACAUUCUUUUGUUCAUGGGCUGUGUCUCGAAACCCUCGCUAGCAAUUGUAACACAAUGGUGUGAAGGUUCCAGUUUGUAUAAACAUAUACAUGUUAAUGAAACUAAAUUUAAACUUAACACAUUAAUUGAUAUCGGUCGUCAGGUGGCUCAGGGUAUGGAUUAUCUUCAUGCUAAAAAUAUCAUUCACAGAGAUCUAAAGUCAAACAACAUAUUUUUGCAUGAGGAUUUAUCGGUAAAGAUAGGUGAUUUCGGCUUAGCCACUGCAAAGACACGCUGGUCUGGCGAAAAGCAGGCUAAUCAACCAACUGGUAGUAUUUUGUGGAUGGCACCAGAAGUGAUACGCAUGCAAGAACAAAACCCAUACUCUUUUCAAUCUGACGUGUACGCUUUUGGAAUAGUUGUGUAUGAACUCUUGGCAGAAUGCUUACCAUAUAGCCACAUAAAUAAUAAAGAUCAGAUUCUAUUUAUGGUGGGACGCGGACUCCUUCGACCUGAUAUGACUAGAGUACGUUCGGACGCUCCACAAGCAUUAAAACGCCUGGCUGAAGAUUGCAUCAAAUUUGAUCGAAAUGAUCGUCCUCUAUUUCGGCCACUACUAAAUAUGCUUGAAAAUAUGUUAAGAGCAAUGCCGAAAAUUCAUCGCAGUGCCAGUGAACCAAAUAUGACGCAAACGCAGUUGCAUAGUGAAGAUUUCUAUCAAUGUCCCAGCCCCAAAACACCGGUGAAUUUCAGUAAUUUCCAAUUCUAUAAUAGUGCUGGCAAUAUCUAGCGCUGCUGAUCCGACGCUACAAUUGUGAUAACCCUAAUGCGGAACAGACGACGUCGUUUGUGAAUAGAAAGAAAACGAUCGUGCCAUAAGGCUGGACAAUGACGUCACGUUCCAAAGUUUAGAUGAGUGAAAAGGGAAUAUCUUAGAAUGAAAUGUUUUUGAUGUCACCUUGACUCAAACCGGCAAAUACUUAAAAUAAUGUCUCACUUUUAUCUUUGACUAAGCUCCUACACAUUGUAAUUUGUUAUAUAAAAUCCUAAUAAGGUAGAGAUAGAUUUAAUACCCUGUACAAACAGGUGAAAAAAUAGUUAGUUGGCACCGAUUUGGUGCGUUAGAAAGCAUAUAAUCAUCUAAUAUCUGGCUUAGCCUGAUAAAUAUUUUAUGAAGACAUGUGUAAGGGUUCGAUUAAAAUUGUGGGGAUCUGUAAACAGUUUAAAAAUUUAAGUAGCAUAAUUAAGUGAAAAUUGAGAUUGUAACUAUAACUUAAAUAUUACAAAUGCAUUUUAUGUAUACAUUAAAUAUUGUGUAAAUGAUGAACAACUAAGAUCUAUAUAUAUACAUAAACUUAUACAUAAAUGUAAAGUACUUCGCAAGACAGGUGUUAACCUACAUGCAUAACUGAAACCUGUGUAACUA
Molecule: messenger RNA, 3476 nt
Organism: Rhagoletis pomonella (apple maggot)
Lineage: Eukaryota; Metazoa; Arthropoda; Insecta; Diptera; Tephritidae
Product: raf homolog serine/threonine-protein kinase Raf
Biological process (GO): protein phosphorylation; signal transduction
Molecular function (GO): ATP binding; protein kinase activity
Source: RefSeq, a predicted model, not a curated record